UGACAGGACACCGCCGCUCCGCUUUCACCGCUCCGUCAACGAUGGAGGUGCAGUCGCGCAGCGAGUCAAUCAACAAGCGCCGCAUGUGCGUCGCCGCCGUCCUUCUCGCCAUCAGUGGCAUGUUUGUCGUGGUUGCGUGUGCUGUGCCGGCAUUCUCUGCCGGGACGCGAACCUAUGAAGUGCGCGGGAGCGAUUAUGGUGGGUCGGUCGGCUAUGGCAUCUGGGGCGUCGGCGGAUAUCUGAACGAGGACGCCUGCAAUUUGGCCAACGUGGCCAUUUCCUUUCUUGGCGGCGACAAAUGGUCUUGCUCGGAUGUGGUCUCCUACCACUGCGAGUACGUCUCGUCGCCAAGCAUCCAGGACCCCGAGUUCAUUUCAAAAGGCUUUGACAACAUUCUCUGCGGCUACGCCCGCAGCAUCGCCUGGGAGGCGCGCUCCUGCGACGACGACGACGACUGCGCCGAAGGCGACACCUGCGGCGGUGACGACAAGUGCUCCGGCGGCGCGGUCGGCAACUCGGCCACGCUCAAGCCCUGGAUCGCGGGCGCGGAGGCGGCGUCGAUCUUGACGGUUCUGCUCGUCUUCAUCGCCUUUGUGCUCGCCUGCCACGGCUCCUGCUCCAGGCGUCCCAAGCCCUGCCUCACCGCCGCCCUCGUCGCCGCGGCGGCGGUGCUCGCUGUCGUGCCGUUUGCGCUGUGGGAGUCGAACGCCUGCGAGGCGCUGGACGACGCCGACUUGGAGUGCGGCCGCUCGUGGUCGUACGCCCUCCAGGUCUGCGGCUUCGUCGUCCUCCUCAUCUGCCUCCCCCUCUGCCUCGUCGUCAACUCGCGCAAGUAGGGGCAGGCCCUCGGCUCGGCCACCUCGUCGGAGGAGUUUGGCGCCGUCGCGCGCAGCGCUGGCGGGCGCGAGCGGCGGUCGGAGCCCCGGCCGGGUGUCUAGUAUCUAGCAUGCACGGCGCUGCCGUGGGCACGCCCGGUGUCAUCUGUCGAGUAGUGGUGCAAUGACGGCGUGGGAGAUUGUGAUUGACGGAGCGCUGUCGCGCAGGGAUUUACUUUUGUUUUCUCUGAUCUCUUCUCCACCAUGCU
Emiliania huxleyi CCMP1516 is the source of this 1084-nucleotide messenger RNA. RefSeq lists its product as hypothetical. Bases 42 to 836 code for a protein of 264 amino acids. The transcript has a single exon. NCBI's taxonomy places the organism in Eukaryota, Haptophyta, Isochrysidales, Noelaerhabdaceae. The record is from RefSeq and is a predicted model, not a curated record.